AUGGCACAAGGCGGAGCCAAGUCUAUCUCGGCGGCGCCCUCAGCGUCAGUCUCAGACUGCCGGCCAGUCAUCAUCAUCGGGGCGGGUAUCAGCGGCUUGUUGCUGGCCCAGCAUUUGCGCCAGCAGGGUGUACCUUUCCGCAUCUUCGAGCGGGAUGCAGACAUGAACACCCGUGGGGUUGGAUGGGGUUUGACGCUCAAUUGGUCCCUUCCCAUGUUGAGGUCUCUUCUCAGGCCUGAACUACUGUCCAGAUUCGCAGAGACGUACGUCGAUCGUCAGGGCAUUGCGUCAGGCCUUGUUCCGAGAUUCCCCUUCUACGAUCUCAGCACCGGUGAACUCAAAGCAACAACACCGCCUCUUCCAGAGACAGUGCGAGCCCGCGUAACACGAGAGAGGUUGAGAAAGUGGCUAGCCACAGAUGUUGAUAUCGAGUGGGGCAAGGCGUUCAAGUCCUUUAUUGAAACUCCAAACAGCUGCUCUGAUGAGGCCGUAAACGAAACUGGAAAAGGCUGCUCAAGUGUGAUUACCGUAACAUUCGACGAUGGCUCGACUUGCGUUGGCGGCUUGCUUGUUGCAUGUGAUGGUAGCAAUUCACGGGUUCGAAAGGCCCUGUUUCCAGAGCUGGCGCAGGAGAACUUGUACCGAAUUCCCAUUGCUGUCAUGGGUGUAAAGAUGCAGUUGUCCACGGUCCAAAUAGCUGGAAUGCGAGAGCAGGACGCGUACUUUCUUCAGGGAACCUCGUCAGAGAACGACUCGUUCGUCUAUAUGAGCGUUUUGGAUGCACCUGGCAAUAGCCCGGAUAACCCGCCUGAUUCGUAUAAUCUGCAAAUAUGUCUCUCCUGGCCGUACAGAGAUGGGUAUUUGGGAAGGAAGAAACAAGUAUGCGUGCCAGAUACUCAAGAGGACCGACGCAAGUUAUUUUUGGAGUUUGCAGCGUCAUACGCAGAACCAUUUCGGUCUGUCAUGGGAGCGAUAACAGACGACACAGAAAUCAGGAGCGUGGAUCUCUCGGACUGGCCUCCACCAAAAGGCCUACAUACAACAGGAAACGCCGUGUUGAUGGGAGACUCACUACACCAUAUGGCAAUGUAUCGAGGCGAGGGAGCAAACCAUGCCAUUGCUGAUGUUGUCGACUUUGCGAAUCAUGUCACGCCGCUACUGGUAGCUGACAAUGAAUCCGCUUCUACUGCUGGCAACGAGCGGCAGACAGCGACGUCAGCAACAGCUGACAACUUGGCUGCUGAGGAGCAAGCAGCUCAUGGCCUGGAACGAGGCAUACUACGCCAUGCACUGGAUCAGUAUGAGGAUGUAGUGAUCAACAGGGCACGCCCAGGGGUCCUGGCGUCUCGUCGUGCUUGCUUGGAUGCCCAUGAGUGGGCUCGAAUUGGCCCUGAAAGCCCUCUGCUAACUAAACGGCAGAUGGACAUUGUUUACGAUGAAGUGGCGGAUAGGGUUGUGGGUUGA
Molecule: messenger RNA, 1464 nt
Organism: Metarhizium brunneum ARSEF 3297
Lineage: Eukaryota; Fungi; Ascomycota; Sordariomycetes; Hypocreales; Clavicipitaceae
Molecular function (GO): FAD binding
Source: RefSeq, a predicted model, not a curated record